UUUUGUUUAGUUUUACUGUCUGGUCCUGGUCCUGAUCCUGGUCCAUGGGCGCUGAGCAGCGCGUGGGGUUACAGAAAGAAAAAGAAGGAAGAGACGAUAUAUAUAUUUCGGAUUCUCUUUUGCCCUCCAGUCGAGUCCAGUCCCUUAUGCUGCAGACUGUACCACAAACCACAAUUUUACCGUCCCUGCCACCUCCCCACACCCAAUUAUCUGAUUCUUCACUUUUUUUUACCUUAGUUGAAAAUUAAAAGAUAGAAUGACAGAUUUACUUCCAUCACCAAGAAGGUGAAACUCACCGGUUUACCGGGAAUAGCGGGUGGAAAAGGGAGGUGGGGUGGGAAAGAGACCCCAAUUAGCUGGGUUUCAGAAACCGGAAAAGUAUAUGAGCGACUUUGAAGGGAGACAGCUCUUUCUGCAGAGUGGGAAAUUCAUGGCCACAUUCUCUCGCCUCCUCUUAUCUUCUCUCUACAGCUUCGCCUUUCCUCUGGGGGUUUAAGAAUAUAGUCAAAACCCGGAAAGAAAAAAAAGAAAGUUCUCGUCUUUGGUGGCGGUGGUGGUGAUUCUGCUUUCUUCUUGUUUUUACCUGUUAUAUAAACAACACAUCAAUUAUUUUAGUGGGAUGGAGUUCGAGGAUCAAGAGGAGCACGAGGAAGAGAUGGAGCUGGCCGGCGCGAGCUACGACUCGCUGGGAAACUCGGGUCGCGUAAAAAUGCAGAGUUCGGGCGGUGGAGGAGUAGGCGGACCCGAAUUAGCCGUUGCACAGCAGCAGAAGGGGAGGCCGAGGUACCGGGAGUGCCUGAAGAAUCAUGCCGUUGGCAUAGGAGGGCACGCGCUCGACGGCUGCGGCGAAUUUAUGCCCGCCGGAGUGGAAGGAACGCUCGAUGCCCUCAAAUGCGCCGCCUGCAACUGCCACCGCAACUUCCACCGCAAGGAGACCGAUGGACACCCCGGUGCCGCUAUCGGUUCUGCUGACCCGUACCUGCAGCUACCACACCACCCUCAAUUCUCUCCAUUCUAUCGGACCCCGUCGGGGUACCUCCACGUAGCUCCGCAGCAGCACAGGCCGCUGGCGCUGCCGUCGACUUCAGGGGGUCAUAGCAGGGAAGAACAGGAGGAGGACGUGUCAAAUCCAAGUGGGGGAUUAGGUGGGUCGUUGUCGAAGAAGAGGUUUAGGACCAAGUUCACACAGGAGCAAAAGGACAAGAUGCUGGGGCUGGCGGAGAGUCUGGGGUGGAGGAUUCAGAAGCACGACGAGGCCGUGGUGCAGCAGUUCUGUAACGAGACCGGGGUCAAGCGUCACGUUCUCAAGGUGUGGAUGCACAAUAACAAGCACACACUUGCUGUGCACUGAAAGAAAGAAUGGUGGUACGGGAUGAUUUGAAGGAAACGGAAGUGGGAAAUUGUGUUGCUGGCUUUGCUGAGAAAUUCUGCUACUUUCUCGGGAUUUUAGUUGGUUCUUAGGGUUUCGGUUCUCCUUGUCAUGUUUCCUCUCUUUUCGUGGUUACUUUUGUGGGGUGAUUAUCGAUUAUGGCGGUGCUGGUGUUUGAAUGGAUGUCGUCAACUUCGAUCAGAGUAGACUAUUAUUGAUGGCUAGCUAAUUUCUUUUUCAUUUCAUGAGUGAAUGAAAAAUCUUUGGUUUAUCUACAUGAUCUGCUACACGCUGUAAUGGCGCUAGUGGUAUGAGCUACGGAUGUUAUAGUAAGAUACAUUUGGUUUCAAUUCAAGUUUCUUUUAUUUCCAUGCAUCUGUACAUGAGACUGUAAGGUUUUGUUCAUCUUGAGGAAUGAGGACUUGCAUUGGAGCUAA
Molecule: messenger RNA, 1806 nt
Organism: Juglans regia (Persian walnut)
Lineage: Eukaryota; Viridiplantae; Streptophyta; Magnoliopsida; Fagales; Juglandaceae
Product: zinc-finger homeodomain protein 1-like
Exons: 2
Coding region: 620-1351 (243 amino acids)
Biological process (GO): regulation of developmental process; regulation of DNA-templated transcription
Cellular component (GO): nucleus
Molecular function (GO): transcription cis-regulatory region binding; DNA-binding transcription factor activity
Source: RefSeq, a predicted model, not a curated record